UUUUUUGGUCCGUCUCUUUCUCAUCACACACUUAAAAUGAGCACGGCUCUUCAGUGUCUCCAAGUUGAAAACUUCCACAUUAGGAUUUUACUGUCAAGCAGAAGGAAAGAAAAAGUGGAACAAUCUCUCCCUUAACUGAACAGAAUGAAUACAGUUCACAUUUCUCCAAACCAUUCAAUUUCUCAACCAUGUUACAAACCCAGGCAGUUUUUCAGUUUGGCAAGAGAGAGCAUUUUGAUUGGAAGAAGUCCCGGUAUUCAGAUCAGAGGUCGGAGUGUUGUGAGUGCAUGUCUUAAUAUGGAUGUUGCUGCACCAAACACUGGGAAGGCAAAAUUGGAGAAAAUUAAGGAUGUGAUCGAGAUGGAGGGGAAGCUUUUGGUGGGGACAUAUGCAAGAACAGCAGUGGUGCUUGAGAGGGGGGAAGGUUGCAAAUUGUAUGACGUUGAAGGAAAAGAAUAUUUAGAUUUGAGUGCUGGGAUUGCUGUCAAUGCUCUGGGGCAUGGUGAUGUAGAUUGGUUAAAAGCUGUUGUUGAACAGGCUGCCACCCUUACUCAUACCAGCAAUGUAUUCUACACAAUACCUCAGGUUUGGGCAUGUUACUAUAUGUCUGAGUUAUAUCAAUUUCUUCAUAUGUAUGUGUUAGUAUACAGACUGUAGUUAACCUGCAUGGUU
Messenger RNA from Vigna umbellata (rice bean), 672 nucleotides. The record is from RefSeq and is a predicted model, not a curated record. NCBI's taxonomy places the organism in Eukaryota, Viridiplantae, Streptophyta, Magnoliopsida, Fabales, Fabaceae.